This is a messenger RNA of Aspergillus vadensis CBS 113365, 1779 nucleotides long. RefSeq names its product 3-dehydroshikimate dehydratase. NCBI's taxonomy places the organism in Eukaryota, Fungi, Ascomycota, Eurotiomycetes, Eurotiales, Aspergillaceae. Gene Ontology annotation, molecular function: shikimate 3-dehydrogenase (NADP+) activity. Bases 1 to 1779 code for a protein of 592 amino acids. The record is from RefSeq and is a predicted model, not a curated record. The transcript has 3 exons.
AUGUCCGCCACCACCACUUCCGACCCCCGGCGCUACGCCUACCUCGUCGGCAUCGGGGUAACCCACUCCAUCGCGCCCCCUAUGCACAACUACUCCUUUAACAGCAUGGGCUACCCAUGGACCUUCAUCGCGCAAGAAUGCCCGACCGUCGAAGACGCCAUGACACUCUUCCGUCAGCCCACCUUCGCCGGCGGGGUGGUAACCAUGCCCUACAAGCGCACCAUCAUGGAGCAUCUUGACGGGCUAGACGAGUACGCUGUGCGCCUCCAAGCGUGCAACAAUGUCUAUCGCGCAGAAGAUGGCUCGCUACGUGGAACAAACACAGACUGGCGUGGGAUUAAGGGGUGCUUGCUAUCAGCUGAUCCCGAGGAGAAAGGGAGGGGUAAGGCUGCGGUGAUUGUGGGCGCUGGGGGAGCGUGUCGUGCGGCGGUGUACGCGCUAUAUGCGGAGUUGGGAUGUACGCCUAUUUAUGUGGUGAAUCGGGAUGAGGAAGAGGUUAGGGUGUUGAGGGAGGAUACGGAGAAGGAGUAUGGGGAGGGGUUGAAGAUGGUUCAUGUUGAGAGGUUGGAGCAGGUUGCGGGUUUGUUGGAGGAUGCGGCGCCCGGGUAUGUCGUUGGUACAGUUCCUGAUGCGGAGCCGGUGACGGCGGAGGAGAAGGAGGUGCAUCGCAUUGUGGAGGCAUUUUUGGAGGCUCCUACUAAGGGGGUGUUGCUGGAUAUGUGCUUCAAGCCGAGACAGACGAGAUUUUUGAAGAUGGCGAGACAGCGUGGGUGGGCUACGGUGGAGGGGACAGAGUGUGGGCCGGGCCUGACGUAUGAUAGAAAGCAUAUAAAUGCACACCCAAGGUUCAUGCUACGCUUUGAAUAUCACAUACAUUUGGAAAUCUUCUACGAAGACCUGGAAUACCUCGCCAAAGAAAAGGGAGAACCGACAGAAGAGAAUCUCCUAGCUGCCGCCCGAGAAACCAAGGACAUUUGUUAUCAUCACGGCCUGGAAGUGAUUGGCUUACAGCCGUUCAUGUUUUACGAGGGCCUGCUGGAUCGAGGUGUCCAUCAACAGAAAAUCGCCAAACUUCACACCUGGUUCAAGAUUGUCAAGAUACUCGGCACCGAUAUCAUCCAAAUUCCGUCAAACUUUCAGCCCGAUGGCAUCUCAGGAGACCUUGAUCUUAUCGUCUCCGACAUGAUCGAGGUGGCCGAUUUGGGCUUGAAGCAAGAGCCGCCAGUUCGCUUCGCAUACGAGAGUCUCGCCUGGGGUACCUAUGUUUCAACAUGGGACACUAUGUGGGAAAUCAUCCAGCGGGUGGAUCGCCCCAAUUUUGGAUGUUGUCUAGAUACCUUCAACAUCGCCGGUCGGGUGUGGGCCGAUCCCGCAAGUCCUUCGGGGAAGGUCCCUGACGCAGAUGCUGUGCUGGCUCAUUCGUUGAAUCGCCUUGUCAAGACCAUCGACGUGAAAAAGGUCUUUUAUGUCCAGGUUGUUGAUGCAGAAAAAAUGGAGCAGCCACUGGUCCCCGGCCAUCCGUUCCACGUCGACGGCCAGCCGGCACGCAUGAACUGGAGCCGCAACGCGAGAUUGUUCCUGUAUGAACAGGACAAGGAUGGCUAUCUCCCUGUAGUCGAGGUAGCGCGAGUAAUCCUGAAGGAGCUCGGAUUCGAAGGAUGGGUGUCAAUGGAGUUGUUCUCCAGAACCAUGGCAGAUCCGGAUCCGACUGUGCCACAGAGUCAUUCCCAGCGAGGUAUCCGGGCCUGGCAACAGUUGGCCAAGGAGUUGGAUCUAUGA